AUGUCUUCUGCUGCUUGUAUCUUCUGCAAGAUCAUCAAGGGUGAUAUCCCUUCCUUCAAGCUCUUUGAGAGCGAGAAGGUCUUUGCCUUCCUCGAUAUCCAGCCGCUCAGCCGCGGUCACGCUCUCGUCAUCCCCAAGUUCCACGGUGCGAAGCUCACCGACAUUCCUGACGAGGACCUGCUCGAGAUCCUGCCCGUGGCGAAGAAGAUCGCCAAGGCCAGCGGCGCCGAGGACUUUAACAUUUUGCAGAACAAUGGACGCAUUGCUCACCAGGUUGUUGACCACGUCCACUUCCACAUGAUUCCCAAGCCUAACGAGCAGGAGGGUUUGAGCAUUGGAUGGCCGGCUAAGGAUGCUGAGAUGGACAAGCUGAAGGCUCUGUACGAGGAGAUCAAGGCUAAGAUGUAA
Penicillium atrosanguineum is the source of this 408-nucleotide messenger RNA. Its product is annotated as HIT family protein. The coding region runs from base 1 to 408 and encodes 135 amino acids. The record is from RefSeq and is a predicted model, not a curated record. Gene Ontology annotation, molecular function: catalytic activity. NCBI's taxonomy places the organism in Eukaryota, Fungi, Ascomycota, Eurotiomycetes, Eurotiales, Aspergillaceae. The transcript is spliced from 5 exons. Gene Ontology annotation, biological process: nucleotide metabolic process.